AUGGGUAGAGAAGAACAAACAGAAGAGCGCGAAGUCCUCGACUCCAUCUUCCCCGAAGAAAUCACAGGUCCGCUGUCUUUGCUGUGUCUACACCCACUUCCACCAUGCGCUGACAGCAACANNAACCCAGACAUCUCCGACACCGAAUACCGCGUAUCGAUACAGCUCGAAGUAACCGAAGAUGACGAAUCCGCCGAAACCCCUCCACCCACUCUGAUCCUUUCCGUCUCAUAUCCCGAAGACUACCCAGACGUAGCUCCACGACUAGAUCUCUCGGCCCCGCCAAACGCUCCAAAGCACAAACACCUAGACAUCCAAGAAGACAAGACGCGACUGCUGGAUGGACUCACCGCAACAAUCGAAGAAAACCUGGGUAUGGCUAUGGUUUUUACCCUGGUCACCACUGUAAAGGAUGAAGCCGAGCUCUUGAUCGCCGAACGCCAAAAAGCAGUCCAAGCAGUAAGAGACAUGGAAAUUGCAGAGGCCGAAGCAGAGGAAAACCGCAAGUUCGAAGGUACGAAAGUGACGAUCGAGGUGUAUCUGGAGUGGAGCCGCAAAUUCAAGGAGGAAAUGGCAGAAGCAAAGAAGAGGGCUGAAGAACAGAGAGAGGCUGAGGAAAAGAAGAAGAGAGGUGGCAAGGAAGAGAAGAAGAUGACGGGGAGAGAGCUUUGGGAGAGCGGUAUUGCGACCAGAGCAUUCGUUGACGAGGACGAUGAUGGCGCUGAUGCUCUUGAGGCCAUGAAGAAGCUCAAGGUCGAGGCAUGA
Aureobasidium musti is the source of this 765-nucleotide messenger RNA. The record is from the annotation of a GenBank genome assembly. NCBI's taxonomy places the organism in Eukaryota, Fungi, Ascomycota, Dothideomycetes, Dothideales, Saccotheciaceae.